Molecule: messenger RNA, 7623 nt
Organism: Procambarus clarkii (red swamp crayfish)
Lineage: Eukaryota; Metazoa; Arthropoda; Malacostraca; Decapoda; Cambaridae
Source: RefSeq, a predicted model, not a curated record
ACUUUUUUUCUAUUUUUCCAGAUGCAGUUGUGACGUCUUAGAGGCAGCAGAAGGAGCCAGGAUGAGACGUAGAGAUAUAUAAGAUAAAACAACGGUAAUCAGGAUUUAUUGAACCCUGAGUGUCUCUCUUCAGACCUCCUGUGGGCAUGAAUGCGAAAACUUGCAAUUCACAUCUAUGACAGCCAAGGACAAUGUACUAUAAUAGAACUCAAUAUUCAUGAUGCUACCAGGAUGAAAAUUCUAGUCACUCAAUGCUACAAAAAAAGAUAUGAAUCAAUACGUGGAAUAAAAAAAAGAUGAACGAAAGAAAGUUUGCCUCAAGGAAGUUUUGAUCCAAGUUUUCAUGAAGGGAGAUGAAGAAGCUGUGGCGUGCGAGUCCACCUGCCGACGAAGUCCUCAACAACUUAGUACAUCAUCACCGACCCCAAUCUCAGCAGUUGGAUCCGAACCCUUGAGAAAGAGCGGAUCGUAAACGCCGAAAGAAAGAUGAUUCAGAAAUACCUGAAGCGAAUCCUGAGAGUCUUAGAGAAUAGUAUGACUCUCCCAUCUUAAGAAGGCUGUAAAGAAGGCACAGAGUCGUUGGAAGUAUUGUUGCUGGACACUUAAGAUUCUAAAGUGCCUGACGGAUGGGCUAUUUCCGAGUUCUUAAACGUGGGGUGAAGUAUACGUCUAUACACAUUACUCGGUUUAUGCAAAUUAGAUGCAGAUGAGCCAAUGGUAGACAGCUGUUGUAGUUACAAUCCACACACACACACACACACACACACACACACACACACACACACACACACACACACACACACACACACACACACACCUGCAUGAACAGCUUCUGACAUUACUUUGAUCAAGAUGUUAGACCAAAGAUGACAAAAGUUAAAUAGUAGACUGAUUUAACUUCAAAAUCUAUCAAAGUUGGCAUUUUCUUAGAGCUACAAUAAACCUGGUAUCUGGUGGAGGUACCCCAAGACCUAGUACCAAGAGGAAGUACCCACAAGACCUAGUACCAAGAGGAGGUACCCCACAAGACUUAGUACCAAGAAGGUACCCACAAGACCUAGUACCAAGAGGAAGUACCCACAAGACCUAGUACCAAGAGGUGGUACCCCACAAGACCUAGUACCAAGAGGUGGUACCCACAAGACCUAGUACCAAGAGGAAGUACCCACAAGACCUAGUACCAAGAGGAGGUACCCACAAGACCUAGUACCAAGAGGAGAUACCCACAAGACCUAGUACCAAGAGGAGAUACCCACAAGACCUAGUACCAAGAGGAGUUACCCCACAAGACCUAGUACCAAGAAGAGGUACCCACAAGACCUAAUACUAAACUGAAGUAACCAAAACCUAGAAUCAGCACGCCAUACAAUCUGACGUGGUAAGAUUAUCUUGUCAGUGAUGCUGACGACAGCAUGAAGAUGCAUCCCGCCAGCAUGGAUCUUCCGCUAUGGGUGCUGCUGCUCCUCCUAUGCUACCUCGCCUCCAGCCCCGUCUCCUGUCUCAACAUCGGCCAGUGUGAUGCCGCGCUGGGGAUGCAGUCGGGCGCCAUCCCCGACGACCACAUCUCCGCCUCCUCCUACUUUGACGCCGCCGUCAACGCCAUCUAUGGCAGAGCUCACGUGGAGGCUGCUGGAGGAGCUUGGUGCCCCCGGCAGAUCAUCUACAAGGAGGACACGGAGUACCUGGAGGUGUUCCUGGGCGAGGAGCACGUGGUCACCAAGGUGGAGGUGCAGGGCAGGUUCGGCAACGGUCAGGGCAAGGAGUACGCUGAGAGGUACAGGUUAAUGUACUGGCGGCCCGGGCACGACCACUGGACCACUUACGUCAGUGGGCACGGCGAGGAGCUACUGGAAGGGAACACGAACACGUACCUGGCCCAGACCUCACAGUUGAGUCCACCCAUUAUAGCGGCCAGGGUGAGGUUUGUGCCCUACAGCGACCACCCCCGUACAGUGUGCAUGAGGGUGGAGGUCUACGGCUGCCGCUACACUGAUGGACUGGUGUCGUACACGAUGCCUGAGGGUGACCCCCGAGGGGGGGACUACAACCUCCGUGACCUGACCUACGACGGGUCACGUAAGGGCGGCUGGCUCUCUGGCGGCCUGGGUCAACUUACCGACGGGGAGACGGGUCACACCAACUUCCGGGUCGAUGCCCUCGGCCGUGGCAGAGGGUACGAGUGGGUGGGAUGGAAGAACGAGUCCAGCCACACCCAGUUGGUCGAAAUCACCUUCGAGUUCGACUCCGUCAGGAACUUCUCAGCUGUUCAUAUCUACGCCAACAACUUCUUCACCAAGGACACCCAGGUGUUCUCGAGGGCGAGGGUGCUGUUCAGCGUGGGCGGGGAACACUACCACGAGCAGUCAGCUGUUGAGUUCGAGUACGUGGUGGACCGGAUCUUCGAGCACGCCCGCAACGUCACCAUCAGACUCCACAAUGCCGCCGCCAAGUUCGUCAAGCUGCAGCUCUUCUUCUCCCUCAGGUGGAUCCUCAUCUCCGAGGUCGCCUUCGACUCAGUGCCCUGUCGCUGUAACCUAACGGAAGAAGGAGAGGAGAAACUAGAUACGGUGGAAACACUGAAAGAGGAAGAACAGAUAUUCGAGUCCCGAACACAUCUUGCUCCUGCCACCCCAGAUGCCUCACAUUCAGGGCUGCUGAUAGGUGGAUUGGUGACUCUGGCUGUAGUGUUCGGAGUGGUGCCUCUGGUGCUGUGUCUCCUCUACUACCGAACAAAGCUUCCGCUCGUUGGUGAGAAGCCUGAGACACCAGGCAACGUCGCAGAGAAUCGCAAGGUCUCCAUGAAGAUGAAAGAUCUACAUAUCAACCUGAACUUAGCCUCGGUAUCCAACGGUUACUCCAGAGCAAACGGGAAGCUGUACGGACAUGUGGCUAUGGACGAUGAGGCCGGCUCCUCCUUGUACCAAGAGCCUUACAAGAUGCAACUCGCAUGCAGUCAGUACAGUCUCAGUAAAUCUGGUGGACUUUCCGACACGAUUAUCAAAAAUCCUUUUCCACCGGAAACUGACGAUUCUGUGGACUAUGCUGUUCCAGACCUUAAUAUGACCCCUCCCCCACCCUUUUCCGAGGCGUACUCACCGCCUCUCCCGGUGCCAUUCAGUCAAACUGUAAAUCCUAUAAUACCCUCAAUCAAAGAUCCAUCAUCCAGUCCACCCCUUCCGCCCAUCCCACCGCCUCCUGAGGAACAUUACCUCACAGCCUCACAACUGUGCAAGGCUUCCAGUAUUCAGGGCGUAACAGGCACCGUUAUUUACACUGAAACGGAGGUAUCGGAUGACAACUACGAGAGACCAGUGCCAGAGUUAGCGCGGCAUCGCCUUCACCCAAAGGAAGUUCUUGGAGGAGGGGCCUUUGGUGUUGUUCAGCUCUGUAGAGUCGAUGACGUUGGACGCAAUGGAUCACGAAUAGUGCUGAUGAAGCAACUGCAUUCCGGAACAAAAGAGGUUUUAAAAAAGGAAUUUCACCAGGAAGCACGAACACUGAGCCACAUUGACGACCCCAAUGUGGCACGUCUGGUGGGCAUGGUCACCAGGACGGAACCCUUGUGCAUGCUAAUGGAGUUCUUAAUCCAUGGGGACCUCUACCACUUCCUCAGAAGGCAUGCGUCAGAGGACACCAUUCUCGGUGGCUCGGGCUCGAAUCGGCCUCUCAUAAGUUAUGGAAGUCUUAUUUACAUAGCCACUCAAGUAGCUUCUGGAAUGAGGCACUUGGAAGCGAUCAAGUUAGUUCAUCGGGACUUGGCGACUCGCAAUUGCUUAGUGGGGAGUGGUCUUAGUAUAAAGAUCUCAGAUUUUGCCAUGAGUCGUCCUAUGUUUUCCAGUGACUAUUACCAUCUGAGUGAAGACCAUGCGAUGCUGCCCAUCAGAUGGAUGGCGUGGGAGUCUAUCCUCCAGGGCCGGUUCUCGACCAAGAGUGACGUGUGGGCGUUCGGAGUGACGCUGUGGGAGAUCCUGACGAUGGCCCGUCAGCAGCCCUACGACGAGCUGAGUGACGACGGCGUGCUGGAGAACAUCUCUCACUGCUACCACGGCGACGGCUCUGGCAUGAUGGUGUUACCGCAGCCUCCGCUCUGCCCCCGCGAGAUGUAUGACAUGAUGACCGCAUGCUGGAGACCCAACGACCGCCAGCGUCCCCCCUUCUGGGAGAUCCACUUGUUCCUCAGGCGUAAAAACCUGGGUUACGCCCUCGACUACAUUGAAUAAUGUGUUCUGGGAUAUUUUAAUGUUUCUCCAGUGAACAUUAAAAAAAUCCGGUUUACUGCCCUGGUUGUUUAGAGCAAGGAUGUCUGUACCUUAUUCUUCGGCACUGUCAAAUGGUAGAUUACACCUCCGAUUGCCUGGAAAUUGCACCCUGAACUAUAAAAUCCAUGGCACAUGGUGUAGUCGUGAUUAACCAGACACUAGCUGUGGUGAAUUAUAACAUGCUCCCAAAAAUUAUCAUGACAAGGAAAAUUAUAAUAAUUUACAUUGCUUUAUACUGCGUGAUACGUUUAUGGCAAAUGUAGUCAGCAUUAUGAGCAUAUACAAAUAUGACGGUUGGUGUUACCAGUUCCCGACAGGCAUGUGAGUGGAGUAACACGGUGCCACAAGCGGCAGUUAUGAGAGGCUGACUUUGACCCAGUGUAACAUGGUGAGGAAUUUGAGUAAUUUCAGAUACAAACUGCAAAUUCAAAGCUCAUAAUAGUGACAAAAUUCAAAACAAUGACUGUCGAAGUUGCAAUAGAGGUACACAUCUGCUACAGAGAUCAUCACAGCUGCCAUAGAGUUUACGCGUCCCAACGGGCCUCUUCAGCAGACACAGUGGUUGACGAAGCAGCUGGGUGCCUCAAAUUUCACUGGCAGUUACAUUGCUAGAGUGCCAAGUGCCAACCCGUGAAGCAAAGACAGGUGCCAGCCAAAAAAAAACAUUUUAAAUCCGGUGGAAAUAUUAAUUUAUGAAAUAUUUCAUGUAUAUUUGCGUUCCUCUGCUAUUUGCCAAAUGUUUCAGUUGACUAGGAAAUUUGCCAAAUAAAAUACAUGUAGCAGUGUCCUAGUUACAAAGUUAUGUGAUCUAACGUGGCUGUAAUAGACAUAAGGGUGAAAAUAAAGGAAAAUGGCAUUAGAUAUGGUUACGUGAAGUGGCAGUAUGAGUAUAAGCAUUGAAACAAACUGAUCUCUGGUAAUAAUAUUAACCUUUUUCCAUUAUAUUCUGACGAAUAUUUAGGAUCUUUUGAAUGUCUUAAAGACAGUACUGAACAGUCUUCCAGGCAUGGUGCUCUGGUUUGAAAAUUAACUUUAUUCAUGUGCUUAUAUCUCCUGUGUUUGUCUCUCGUCUUCUCUGUCUCUGCUACAUCACUGCUUAUCAAAGUGGUACACGAUUAGAAUUGUACUUAUUAGCAAACUGAAUUGUAAUACAUUUUGAAAUGGAAAGGUGAGCAUUAUAUCAUUUUAUCUAUAACUAUAAAUGAAAAUGUCUGCGUCUGUCCAAGGCUUGAGGCUAGCGUCACUCAAUAUUUAAAAUUAAUUGCUAUUGGGUACGUGCUGUGAACAUGCAUGGAUCGGGUUUAGUAUAAAUGAAACGCGUGCCACUUGACAUAGUGUUAAAGUGACGCCCCACAAUGUGUCUUGCAAUAUCAUGUAAUAAUCAUAUUAGAUAGACUGUUUUUUUCUUUUAAUUUUUCUUACUAUAAUGUAAAGCAUUGCACACAGAUGUCGGCAAAAUUAACAAAAAAUUCUAUCAUACUUUGCCUGCGAUAUCCCGUAAUAUGUUUUCAUGAUAUCGUACUUUCCCCAUACCCUUAACCCACCCAUUCACUGCCUCCUAAGGGUCAACUCUCCAUAUACACCUCCCAUGUUGCAAAUGUGUUCACGCUCCCUACAGACUGGUGCAGAGGAGGAGACGCAUACAAAGAGAGACAUACAGAGAGAUAAUGAAAGACAUAAAUACACAGAGAUAAAAGCACACACACACACACAAAAAACACAAACUUAAGACACACACACACACACACCAGGUCAACCCGGGCACUGCCGAGUGCUCCAUCUAGUAUAAUAUAUAACCCAUCUAGUAUAAUAUAUAUUAUGUUAAAAUUAAUAGUUGUUUAAAUUCUAUUUUGAGACUUCACCUGCAAGCCGUAAUUCUCUGUAAUUAUGGCACGCUAUACUAAGACUUGAUGCAUAACCCCCCCCCCACUCACUCAACUAUCUCCCUCCACCCAUCUCUCCCCCCUACAUCUGCGAGUGCUUAUCAGUCAAGAAGCUGGCACCGCACCUCGUGCCUAAGCCAAGGACUUUCAGAGGCACUUGAGCUCUUUACUGAGAACACAGCUGCUCGACUUAGUAAUAUGGCACCCCAUACCCCCCUCUUUUAGCGUUUUCUAAUUUAAUAUAUUUUUUUAUCAACAUUCGGUAAAGACAGUCUUAAAGAAAAUGAGAAUUGUAACUCCGAGAUCCUUUCUUAAUUCCGUCUUGCAUUUUGGUAGUGUCACGCGGAAGUGUUAAUAUAUAUUAAAUGCUUUGCAGAUGCAAUAUUUACAAUAUAAUACAGUACGUAAGAAUUCAUCUAGUCAUUUUUUUUCCUUUACAUACUCAAAAUUGAUCAAUACGCGCGAAUGGGGAAUAUAUAUCUAUCAUUUAUUACUGGUAAACAAUUUUUGUAUUUAAAUAAUCGUGUUGUGUGUAGAUUUGAAUUCGUAUAAACAGUUAAGUUUCAUGGGAUCGAAUUCCUCACAAAAACAUAACAUGGGUUCAAAUCCUUCUAAAAAUAAGAGACAUUGGCCAGGAUAGUUUCCUGAAUGGAUAACGUAUGUUUGAAAUGCUAAUCACGCACUUGAAUGGAUUCGUAUCUACCCUAACCCCCCCUCCCCCCCCCCCCAACAAACAAAAGGCAGUAACAAGGAUUCAGAUUCCAGGUAACCAAAUAACACAUAUGCAAAGAAUUUGAUCUCGCUAAAAAUUAAUCAUUAUAAUCCGCAAUGAAAUCACCACAACUUGAUGUAUCUAUGACUGGGGCAGUGGGGGUCUAAUCAGCUUCGCUGGGCGAUCAAGGACGCGCGGGUUCGAGCCCCUCCCAUCGUCCUGCUCCAAAGAAUUUCGCAUAAAUGUUCGAAUUUUUUUUAGUGCAGAGUAUUUUAAAAAAAUAUAUGUAAGUAUUGCGCCCCAAAAUUCAGGUAUUAAAAUGAACAUUCUAACAUCGACUACUAUGUACCGUGCAUCAGGAACGGUACAUGUACCGUUAACGAUCCAUAUACUAUUACACACAGAUAUGUGUAAUCGAUUAAGGCAGUGUCUGGGAUGCUCCGGGACGCAGGUUCGAAUCCUCAUCACGGCCCUUGUGGAUUUGAUCCAUAUACUGCACCAUGUAGCGUAUACCACUUACAAUAGAGCAUAUAGUGUACCGUAUAGCAUACAAAAUAUACACUAUACCGUAUACACCUCUUCUAGCCUAUGCCAUAUAACAAAAAUAGGUAUUGUAUAAACGCUAAACUGCAUAAAGUAGUUAUAGAUUUUUUUUGUAAAUAACUGCAUACAAUUGUUUUUUUUUUUGUAAAUAAGAGGCAUUUUUUGUAUAUUUUUACGUGUGAAUUUUUUUGUACUGAUGAGUGGUGAAAAUAAACAUUAAUGAACA